AAGGAGGGGAAGGAGGAGGAGGAGGAAGAGGAGGAGGAGGGAGAGAAGGCGGAGAACAGAAACGCGAGGAGCUGGACCUGGAUCCAUUUCUCCCGGCCAGGACGCGAGCGGCCCCCGCCCCCGCCACCCGCCGGCGCCGUCCCCUAUUCAUCAGCCCUCCUGCGCCCACCCGCGACCCCGGGCUCUGCGCGCGUCGGGCCGGGGCCGGAGCGACGCGGCCGCAGACUGUGUGGCUUCCCCGUGAUGCCCUCCCUCUACUAAGUGUUGGUGGUCAUCGAGGGUUUUGCAUCCUGGGGACGAAUCCUGAGCUUGCCAGAGACGGACGGCGAAAGGUCCGGGCUCUGUUUCCCUGUGAGAAGCUGCCUCGGCCCACCGAGAUGUCCCGGCAUCACAGUCGCUUUGAAAGAGAUUACCGGGUGGGCUGGGACCGUCGUGAGUGGAGUGUCAAUGGGACCCAUGGGACCACCAGCAUCUGCAGUGUCACCUCAGGAGCCGGGGGUGGCACAGCCAGCAGCCUCAGUGCUCGGCCGGGCCUCCUGCCACUGCCCGUGGUGCCCUCCCGGCUGCCCACACCGGCUACAGCCCCUGCACCAUGCACCACCGGCAGCAGCGAGGCUAUCACCAGCCUCGUGGCCAGCUCUGCAUCCGCGGUCACCACCAAGGCUCCUGGCAUCUCCAAAGCGGACAAUCCGUCCCAGGGACUGGCAACCAGCAUCCGGUGGGGGCAGACACCCAUCAACCAGUCCACACCCUGGGACACCGAUGAGCCGCCCUCCAAACAGAUGAGGGAGAGCGACAAUCCAGGCACAGGGCCAUGGGUGACCACGGUGGCCGCCGGGAACCAGCCUGCCCUGAUCGCACACUCCUAUGGAGUGGCCCAGCCUCCCUCCUUCAGCCCGGCUGUGAACGUCCAGGCCCCAGUCAUCGGGGUGACCCCCUCACUGCCUCCCCACGUGGGGCCCCAGCUUCCGCUGAUGCCCGGCCACUACUCACUCCCGCAGCCGCCCUCCCAGCCUCUGAGCAGCGUGGUGGUGAACAUGCCUGCCCAGGCCCUCUAUGCCAGCCCUCAGCCCCUGGCGGUGUCCACCCUGCCUGGUGUGGGGCAGGUGGCCCGCCCCGGACCCACUGCUGUGGGCAACGGCCACAUGGCAGGGCCCCUGCUGCCUCCUCCACCACCGGCUCAGCCAUCCGCCGCUCUCCCCAACAAUGCCCCUGCCACCAAUGGGCCCCCCACAACUGACUCGGCCCAUGGGCUGCAGAUGCUGCGGACCAUUGGCGUGGGGAAGUAUGAGUUCACCGACCCAGGGCACCCCAAAGAAAUGUUGAAGGAAUUGAACCAGCAGCGCAGAGCGAAAGCGUUUACAGACCUGAAAAUUGUUGUUGAAGGCAGAGAGUUUGAAGUCCACCAAAAUGUUCUAGCUUCCUGCAGCUUGUAUUUCAAGGACCUGAUUCAAAGGUCCGUGCAAGACAGCAGCCAGUGUGGCCGGGAGAAGCUGGAGCUGGUGCUGUCCAAUCUGCAGGCUGACGUGCUGGAGCUGCUGCUGGAGUUUGUCUACACAGGCUCUCUGGUCAUCGACUCCGUGAAUGCCAAGACUCUGCUAGAGGCAGCCAGCAAGUUCCAGUUCCACACCUUCUGCAAAGUCUGUGUGUCCUUUCUUGAGAAGCAGCUGACUGCCAGCAACUGCCUGGGCGUGCUGGCCAUGGCCGAGGCCAUGCAGUGCAGCGAGCUCUACCACAUGGCCAAGGCCUUCGCGCUGCAGAUCUUCCCCGAGGUGGCAGCCCAAGAGGAGAUCCUCAGCAUCUCCAAGGACGACUUUAUCGCCUACGUCUCCAAUGACAGCCUCAACACCAAGGCCGAGGAGCUGGUGUAUGAGACCGUCAUCAAAUGGAUCAAGAAGGACCCUGCGUCACGUGCCCAGUAUGCAGCCGAGCUCCUGGCAGUCGUCCGCCUCCCCUUCAUCCACCCCAGCUACCUGCUCAACGUGGUGGACAAUGAGGAGCUGAUCAAGUCAUCAGAAGCAUGUCGGGACCUGGUCAACGAGGCCAAACGCUACCACAUGCUGCCCCACGCUCGCCAGGAGAUGCAGACACCCCGAACCCGGCCCCGCCUCUCAGCAGGUGUGGCUGAGGUCAUCGUUUUGGUUGGGGGCCGUCAGAUGGUGGGGAUGACCCAGCGCUCGCUGGUGGCCGUCACUUGCUGGAACCCGCAGAACAACAAGUGGUACCCCUUGGCCUCGCUGCCUUUCUAUGACCGCGAGUUCUUCAGUGUAGUGAGUGCCGGGGACAACAUCUACCUCUCAGGUGGGAUGGAAUCAGGGGUGACGCUGGCCGAUGUCUGGUGCUACAUGUCUCUGCUUGACAACUGGAACCUGGUCUCCAGAAUGACAGUCCCACGCUGCAGGCACAACAGCCUCGUCUACGAUGGAAAGAUUUACACGCUUGGGGGACUGGGUGUGUCAGGCAACGUGGACCACGUGGAGCGGUACGACACCAUCACGAACCAAUGGGAAGCAGUGGCCCCUCUGCCCAAGGCAGUGCACUCGGCAGCAGCCACCGUGUGCGGUGGCAAGAUCUAUGUGUUCGGUGGGGUGAACGAGGCCGGCCGGGCCGCGGGCGUCCUCCAGUCCUACGUGCCUCAGACCAACACGUGGAGCUUCAUCGAGUCCCCGAUGAUAGACAACAAGUAUGCGCCUGCAGUCACCCUGAAUGGCUUCGUGUUCAUCCUGGGUGGAGCCUAUGCCAGGGCCACCACCAUCUACGACCCCGACAAAGGCAACAUCAAGGCAGGCCCCAACAUGAACCACUCUCGCCAGUUCUGCAGUGCCGUGGUGCUGGAUGGUAAGAUUUAUGCCACGGGAGGCAUCGUGAGCAGCGAGGGACCUGCCCUGGGCAACAUGGAAGCCUACGAGCCCGCCACCAACACAUGGACCCUCCUCCCCCACAUGCCCUGCCCUGUGUUCAGACACGGCUGCGUGGUGAUAAAGAAAUACAUUCAAAGCGGCUGACAUCAGCAGAAAGCCCACGACAAGACUGUGGAGAAAGUCCGGUGAGGCAAAUGCUAUACACAGUGAUCAUUUCUUUCAACACCACCAGUAAGAGGCCCACAGAACACAAUCCAGGAACUCACUGCGCUCACCAUUUUGAAUAUUCUCUACAUUUGAAUGUAGAACGAUCAUCGUCGCCUUUGGGUGAAACGGAGCAUGGCGUUCUGUGCACAGGAGCGGGGAGCCGGGCCUACGCCAGGGCUGGCUGGCUCCGCAGAGGCGCUUGCUCGAAACCCAGGCUCUCGCUCACUCUACCCGGUGCAAUAUUUCACAUAUAUUUUUAUUUUCAACUGGGAGAGAGAAGCUGUGUUUCCCUUCCUGCAGAGCAAGCUUGAUCCCUCAUCUACCAUAGAUCAGUUAGCCUACGACAAUAUUGGGUAUGAGGCUUUUUUGGAAGAAGAUCAAAGUGUCCUUGUCACUUUGAUUCCAACUUUUGUUUUUUAACCAGUCUACACCUUCAAGGGGCUGAGAGAAGCAGCGAGGACAGGACUGUGUAGCACCAAGUUGAGGAUGCUGCUGGUCCCCACUGGGAUGCACGAGAGGGCUGUCCGGCUGUCCGGUCUGGCUGCCCGAGCGGGGGUGGGGCCGGUGGAAGCUGCAGGACUGGCUGCGGCAGCAUCUGGCCUUCGUGGGUUUUUCUACCAUGGUUUUUUUUGUUUUGUUUUGGGUUCUUGGGUUUUGUUGUUUUAGGUUUUGUUUUGUUUUGUUUUAAGCUGGAGAAGGACAACGCGGUUGCGCUAGCUUUCUCUUAUCCAAUAUGAAUUAUUUAGAUUUUCCAAGGUGUUUUCUUGAUAAACAAAAGGCUAUUUUUAAGUACGGAGAGGAGGAGGCCGCGCGAGGGAUGCUGUGGGGUUCCCAUAGUUCUUCGGGCUCGGCCCAGAGCACGGGGUGGGGUGGGGGUGGGGGACCGUUUGCUCUCUCGUUUUUUCUAUGUGCAGAAUAGAGGAUCUCUCCUGGGGUGGGCCAUGCCCUCACUUUAUUUUUGGAAAAAAAAAAAAGUAACUCCCAGACAGCCCCAUAAAGACCGUGCCUUGUUGGAGGCAUCGUCAGAGGAAGAAGGGUCUAUUCCUAGAAAGAGGCGGUGCUGGCUCCUGAGGCCAGCUCAGCUCCCUCCGUGAGGUAAAGCUGAGGACCCUGGCCAGGGGGGAGGAAG
Messenger RNA from Dipodomys spectabilis (banner-tailed kangaroo rat), 4197 nucleotides. RefSeq names its product kelch like family member 29 (gene Klhl29). Bases 378 to 3005 code for a protein of 875 amino acids. The record is from RefSeq and is a predicted model, not a curated record. The transcript is spliced from 14 exons. NCBI's taxonomy places the organism in Eukaryota, Metazoa, Chordata, Mammalia, Rodentia, Heteromyidae. Gene Ontology annotation, molecular function: protein binding.